AUGACCACCCCCAAUCGGAUCCCUCGACUUCCUCACAACGGUAACCCACGACCUUCUACAAAUUCAAAUCCUCAAUCUCUCUCGAAUCAAAAUCGACGUCAAGUCAUCGCAGCAAACUCCUCACAGAUCCAAGCUCAACGACCCAAGUUCUCACCAGUUCCCAAAGAAUAUCCGGCCCAAUCAACUAAGUCUUCCGAACCCUCGUUUGAAUGGACAAAUCCGGAUCCUUUUAAUACUGCAAAUAAAAACCAUUCGGUAACUCGGACUCUUGCUUCUCCCGCGCGCUUCGACUCCGGCAUUGACAGCGUUGCACCUGAUUCACUGGCACCGUCCAACUCCGGCAUUGGGAGAGAUGCUCCUGCUUCACUGAUACCCUCCAACUCCGACAUCAAUGCCAAUGCCAAUGCGCCAGAGGUGUCAAUAAAGCAACGUAUCUGCAAUGCCAUACGUGCCUUUGGGAUUGAGAUCAGAUCACGAAUGAAAUUGGAAAGUAAAUCGAAAAGGGAGGAGGGAAGAGCGCGAGAGAGACUAAGGCGCAAAAGCAUAGUAAAUGGUGCCGCAAGAGCAAAGGCCGAAGAUGCGAGGAUAAAGGCCCAACUGGAUGUGCACUAUGACGAGGAACGGAGAAAAAACAGCAAUGCACGAAGGAAAGCAAAGGAGAAUGAUAUAGAAAUAAAGGCAAAAGAAAAACGUCGGAAGGCCCAGGAGAAGAAGCGAAAUAACCAGGAGAAGAGAGAGCGCAGGGAGGAGAAGGGGUGGGAGAAGAUGUGA
Messenger RNA from Botrytis byssoidea, 771 nucleotides. RefSeq lists its product as uncharacterized. Bases 1 to 771 code for a protein of 256 amino acids. The record is from RefSeq and is a predicted model, not a curated record. The transcript is spliced from 2 exons. Lineage: Eukaryota; Fungi; Ascomycota; Leotiomycetes; Helotiales; Sclerotiniaceae.